Acromyrmex echinatior (Panamanian leafcutter ant) is the source of this 1706-nucleotide messenger RNA. RefSeq lists its product as uncharacterized. Lineage: Eukaryota; Metazoa; Arthropoda; Insecta; Hymenoptera; Formicidae. The record is from RefSeq and is a predicted model, not a curated record.
UACAAUAUUGUGUGAGACUCGUGGUAAGGAAAUCAGACCAAACAUGAGUAUCUCAGAAAAAUCAUUCUGUAGCUUUACAAAAACUCAAAUUUAUAAGCGCCUUUCCAAUCCACAAUAUGGCGAUGAGUCAUGUGACCUGGGACCCACAACAUCAAAGAUGCCGACGCUUAGUGUUCAUACUGAUUCCGCAUCGGCCAUUUGGAGUAACUUGGAGUAACUCGCCGACGCUGUUUCAUCGACGGUUAGCGUGUAUCGAAGAAGCCGUUGAAUCUUUUCCUCCCCUUUCUACUUGCCUUCGCACUGUUCACCUUCGUGCAGCCAUGGCCUCCUCCAACCGUGGCAUUCAGAUCGGAUCCGGUUGGUUCCAGACCAAAAUUAAUCUUAGACCACAGCACCGGGGCGUUCAUCUAGUCACUGAAGAAAUUCUCAGGCAGGUACCUGAGCUCUGCCAGUUUUCCAUUGGUCUCUGCCAUAUCCAAAUUCUGCAUACCUCAGCUAGUUUAGCAUUAAAUGAGAGCUGGGAUCCAGAUGUGAGAGACGAUAUGGAAAUGAUGCUUAACAAAAUAGUUCCUGAAGGUUUGGAGUACAGGCAUAGCUGCGAAGGACCUGACGAUAUGCCGGCGCAUGUAAAGGCUUGUUUCCUGGGCUCAUCGUUGAGCAUCCCAAUCACCGACGGCAAGUUGGCACUGGGAACAUGGCAGGGCAUUUGGUUAGGUGAACACCGCGAUCACGCUGGUAGCCGUAAGCUAGUAGUAACAUUAACUGGUGUCCUGAGGGAUUCGGCGCGCAGUCCCCUGAGCCCAGUUAGCCCUAUCGCGUCUACUAGCAGCUAGGACCACUCGCACCCCCGAAGGCGUGGCAAGCGUCAGCCGCGUGCGUCCACCUCAAGCGACUCGAGCUAGCAGCCGCUUUAAGUCCUAGUCAACUUCUAAGAGUACAAUCUAUUGAGGAGGAAUGAGCCGGAUACCUCGCGGACUUACCUUUCGCUCGGGGAUAACCACCGUCAGUAGCGAUCAACCGUGUCCUCGAUGUUUCGCGUCAUUCGUCGAGUGAACAGACCGGAGAUCGUGCAUCGUUCAAGACUUGUGUGCGCGCGUGUAUGUGCUUUAGAAUUUUAUUUGUGUCUCCGAUAUUGUUUUGCAUGAAUAUUCUUUUUCAUUCAUGUGAUGAUGAGCCAUUGGGAUUGUCUGUCGCCAAAAGUCGGCAAAAGUUUCCUAGACAGAGGAAUCCAUGGGACGACCUAAGGUUUUCAAUCUGGAUGUUACCCUUACAACUCAGCAACUCACAUUUUAAGGGAACUUUUCUUAAAUGGUCACAUUAAGAUAUAAAAAAAAUUUGCAUUUGGCAUUUGAAGAUACAAAAGACUUUUAAAGAUCUUUUAAAGCUGUUUCUAUAUAUUCCGAGAAUUUGGAAGCUAUAUCUUUGCAACAACUCGAAAUGCUUCCCUUAUUUUUCAUUUCUGGCAUUUUGUUUAGCUUGUAUAUUUGUCACGUUGGACAUUCGCAACAUACAAUAAUAAUAAUAGUAAUAAUAAUAAUAAUAAUAAUAAAAUAGAUGGAUAUGAAGAGAUAGAGAGAACAGAGAGAUGAAGAAAAAACUGCCACGGCAGAUGCGUGCAUUGCACGUGUCUCAUGUAAACAAAACGAAUUAAACGCUAAUAUCCAGCACUCUUCCGCUUCGUUCUUGAAGAGAGAAGAAAGUAAAAA